Messenger RNA from Striga hermonthica, 1965 nucleotides. Lineage: Eukaryota; Viridiplantae; Streptophyta; Magnoliopsida; Lamiales; Orobanchaceae. The record is from the annotation of a GenBank genome assembly.
AUGGAUGAUGUCGUGAUCGGAGCAUCGCCGCCACCGUCGACGGACGAGGCGGAGCCUGGUGAAGCCGAAGUUCCGGCGGCGGCGGAAGCUGUGGAGGAAAAGGAACUGCUCUGUCCCAUAUGUAUGCAGAUCCCAAAAGACGCCUUCCUCACCGCAUGCGGGCACAGCUUCUGUUACAUGUGCAUCGUCACUCAUCUUCGGAACAAAAGCGAUUGUCCCUGUUGCGCUCAGUUCCUCACCACUUCCCAGCUCUUCCCCAAUUUUCUACUCGACAAGCUAUUGAAGAAGAUGUUUGCCCGUGAGCAUUCAAAAACUGCAUCUCCAGUAGAACAAUUUCGGCAAUCAUUAGAAAAGGGUUGUGAAGUGUCCGCAAAGGAGUUAGGCUCUCUAUUAUCUCUGGUGGCUGAGAAAAAGAGAAAAAUGGAACAGGAAGAAGCAGAGAGAAACUUGCAAAUUCUAUUGGACUUCCUACACAACUUAAGGCGGAAAAAAAUUGAUGACCUCAAUGAGAUGCAAAAUGACCUUUUGUACAUCAAGGAAGAUUUGACCGCCGUUGAAAGACGUAAAAUGUAUCUAAACCGUGCUAGAGAAAGAUGUUCCAUUAAAGUGAAUGUGCUUUCUGAUGAUCCGUUGGGAACCAGACCCCAUACUUCAUUAGUGGGUAGAAGUACUCCUGGGUUUUUGUACAAUUCUUCUAGUGCACCAGGGGGAAUAACUUCCUACAAGAAAAAUGAGGGAAAUUUUCAGAUCACCCCCCAUGGGACCCAGAGCAAGGGUGGUGGGUUAACUUCACAACAUGUAGGCGAUCUGUCCGUGAUACGUAAGAAGCGGGUUCACGCACAGUUUAAUGAACUUCAAGAAUUUUACUUACAAAGGAGACGUCAGUCGGUGAACCAUUUAGGGAACCACGAAAAGAAAGAUAAAACUAUGGUUACAAGGGAAGGCUAUAGUUCUGGUCUAGAAGAUUUCAAGUCAGUUCUAAGUACGUUCACUCGGUACAGCCGGUUACGAGUAAUUGCUGAACUUCGGCAUGGUGAUCUCUUUCAUUCAGCCAAUAUUGUCUCGAGUAUAGAGUUCAAUUGUGAUGAUGAGCUAUUUGCCACUGCUGGAGUUUCACGGCGUAUAGAAGUUUUUGAUUUCUCUUCGGUUGUAAAUGAACCUAAAGAUGCGAACCCUGUUGUUGAGAUGGCAACACGAUCUAAACUUAGCUAUCUAAGCUGGAAUAGGUUCAUGAAAAGUCAUAUAGCUAGUAGUGAUUACGAGGGAAUUGUAACUGUAUGGGAUGUAUCUACACAGCAGAGUAUAAUGGAAUACGAGGAGCAUGAAAAACGUGCUUGGAGUGUAGAUUUUUCCCGAACAGAUCCUUCGAUGCUCGUGUCCGGUAGUGAUGACUGCAAGGUCAAAGUCUGGUGUACGAAGCAAGAAGCCAGCGUCCUCAACAUUGAUAUGAAGGCAAAUAUAUGCUCUGUUAAGUAUAAUCCCGAAUCUAGCAAUUAUAUUGCGGUUGGUUCUGCAGAUCAUCAUAUCCAUUAUUAUGACUUGAGGAACACUCAUCAUCCACUUCACGUGUUCAGUGGCCAUAAAAAGACGGUUUCUUAUGUAAAGUUUCUUUCUGAAAAUGAGCUUGCUUCUGCAUCGACAGAUAGUACCCUUCGGCUAUGGGAUGUCAAACAAAAUACUCAUGUUCGUACAUUUAAAGGGCACACGAAUGAGAAGAAUUUUGUGGGCUUCACGGUGAACAACGAGUUCCUAGCUUGUGGCAGCGAAACAAACGAUGUGUUUGUCUAUCACAAGGCUAUCUCCAAACCUGCCACGUGGCAUAAAUUUGGAUCCCCCGAAGCGGAAGAUACGGAAGAAGACGCGAUAUCUUACUUCAUAAGUGCAAUUUGCUGGAAGAGUGAUAGCCCCACAAUGUUAGCUGCCAAUAGUAAAGGAACAAUAAAAGUGAUGGUCCUUGCUCCUUGA